CUUUUCACUUGGAAUAAUUAUGAUAUUAUGCCUGGUAGUGCAGUUGAAUACUUGAACAAUAGAACAAUUAACCAAUAUGGAUCAGUUCAUAAUCUAUCAUUGCUUUUCGAAUUGAAAAUAGCAACGCCAGAAAUUUGUCCAACCAUAUCGUCAGAUAUAAAUGAAGUAUGUAAAAUUUCAAAUGAAACUAAGAAAUAUUAUGACGAAACACUACAUGAUCAACGCCAACAUGCUAUGGAACGGCAUAUUUUAACUAUUUUCUCUGAACAUAUGACAGUAACUCAUAAAUGGGAAGAAAUAUGGAGUAGAUUAUAUUAUACAUGGUUAUUUUAUCGUACAGUCAUUAAAACUAAAACGGAUAACAAAUUAGACAACACCAAGCCAUACAUAUACAUUCAACAACCAUUUGAAUUACAAGCUAUUUGUCGUAUUUCAUUGAGAAGAUAUGCGGUACAUCAAACAGGCGUCAACUAUGCUUACUUCGUUGAACAUUUGGAUUUACCAAUACACUUGAAAAAUUACCUACUUUAUAGUGAAUACUGGUCUGUUUGAGAAUUCACAAACAAUUAAAU
Molecule: messenger RNA, 572 nt
Organism: Schistosoma turkestanicum
Lineage: Eukaryota; Metazoa; Platyhelminthes; Trematoda; Strigeidida; Schistosomatidae
Source: the annotation of a GenBank genome assembly